AUGAACGACAAUGGAUCCUUGCUAUUCUAUUUGCAAUAUGAUCAACGAAUGCCAAUAUCGAUGGUCGUUCGUGAAAGUGGCUAUAAAAUAAAAUUAAGAAUACAAAUAUUACAAAGUACCAAUAUAGCUAAAGUAAUAAUUAGUAAAUUACUUAUAAGAAAUUAUGCAGUAGAGAUAGCAAUCAUGGAAAUCGAAAAUCCACUUGUAAUGUUACAUUGGUUAGUAACGGCGUGUAUAAAUGAUGAUUUAAUUGAGUCUGAAUUCGGUGUAGCUUCAAGAUUGAGUAAAACCGCUAAAGGAUCAUCGAGUUUAGUUCUGCAAUCUGCAACAUUGCCAUAUGUUCCUCUUAGUCAAUGUAAAUCUUCAAAAAAUUAUGUUGAAUCUGAAAAUCUUAUAAUGAUGGACAAAUUUUGUGCUGGAACAUCUGUCUGCGAUGGUGACAGUGGAGAAGAGUUGGUAUAUCGAACUGGAAAUUUACGGGUUUUAAGAGGAAUCGUUAGUCUUUCUCUUGGUAAAAUAUUAAGGGCUGGUACAACUAUUUGUGACAAUAAUUCUUAUUCUCUUUACACAAAUGUAUCAUCUCAUAUAAACUGGAUCUAA
This is a messenger RNA of Polistes dominula (European paper wasp), 600 nucleotides long. Its product is annotated as coagulation factor X. NCBI's taxonomy places the organism in Eukaryota, Metazoa, Arthropoda, Insecta, Hymenoptera, Vespidae. Gene Ontology annotation, biological process: proteolysis. Gene Ontology annotation, molecular function: serine-type endopeptidase activity. The record is from RefSeq and is a predicted model, not a curated record.